Messenger RNA from Aureobasidium pullulans EXF-150, 699 nucleotides. RefSeq lists its product as uncharacterized. The record is from RefSeq and is a predicted model, not a curated record. The transcript has a single exon. Lineage: Eukaryota; Fungi; Ascomycota; Dothideomycetes; Dothideales; Saccotheciaceae. Bases 126 to 605 code for a protein of 159 amino acids.
CUGAUGUGUAUGCCGACCGACGAACAAGCCCCCAGAAAAAGAAAAAAAAGAAAAAAGGGAGGAAAGAGUACAAAGAAGUGAAUGUCCAGCACCACCCUUCUACCCUCUACUUCUGAUCAUUGGCCAUGGCGGCUGAACAGCGCUUAGUAGCCAGUAGGAGCAGGCACGGCGGGAGCAGUGCCAGUGGGGUAACCCCAAGCGCCGGUACCAGUGGGACCCCAUGCGCCAGUAGGGAAAGCAGCGUUGCCAGUAGGGACAGGGAAGACAGCAGAGGCAGUAGGACGAGGGCCCCAGUUGCCGCCCCAGUUGCUACCCCAGCUGCCCCACCAGAAACCGGGCUCGCUGCCUUGACGAGCACCCUCGAAUCUCUUCUCAACGGGCUUGGCAGCGUAGCCGGUGGGAGCAGGAGCAUCGCCAGGGAUCCAACCUGUAGGGAAGCCGGUAGGGAAGGCGAAUCCGCCAGUGGGUGUAGGAAAACCGGUAGGGAAGGGGAAGCCGCCAGUAGGGUGAGGGAAGCCUCCUGUGGGACGAGGGUGCCAGCCGAAGUGAGGAAGAGCGGCGGCGAGGUUGAGGAAGAGGGCAAGAGCCGAGACGAUGAGAGAUAGUCUUGCGAACAUGUUUGCUUGUGUAUGUGUGAUUUUGGUGGGAUUGUUGGUUGAAUCGACAGUAGAAAGUGGUAUAUUGCUCAGCGAGUGUUGU